Messenger RNA from Paramuricea clavata, 12861 nucleotides. NCBI's taxonomy places the organism in Eukaryota, Metazoa, Cnidaria, Anthozoa, Malacalcyonacea, Plexauridae. The record is from the annotation of a GenBank genome assembly.
AUGGGCUGUGAAUGUGGAAAGCCUUUGAAGUUGGGUCAGGUCAGCUAUUGUCUUGGAGUACACUGCAUGUACAAAUUCCGGCCAGCAACAUUUCUGCCAAGCCUGUCAGCGAGGACCUGGAUUUCUGGGAUGUGCAGCCUCGCGUCGUCCAGUUACAAAAGGAGGCGGACCCUGAGGCAGCUCUAUUCGAGUGCAAUGAGGCCGGCUGUUCACAGUCGUUCGACUCCUAUGAUGCCUUCCAGGAUCAUGUCAACUUUGGCCAUUAUACCCCUGUCAGCAAAAGCCAAGAGAGCACGUAUGACAAGCUGCAUCGUGAGUGGGUGCUGAAGUUUUCCAGCAUGACCGUGAACCAAGAAGCCCUGCAUCAGCCCUCCGCAUCAAGCGAUGUGACGACUGCAUCAGAACCCCGCAAGUCUGGAUGGGCCUUACAGAAACCCAUAGGUAGUGGGACCCUAUUUUCUGAACGGGUUAAACAAUAUCUUCAAUCCUGUUUUUACAUUGGCGUGCGGACAGGAAGGAAGGCAGAUCCAGCCCAGGUGUCAGUGGACAUGAGGAAUGACAAGAUUGCAGAUGGGCAGCGGGCAUUUUCACGAGAGGAGUGGCUCACGAAGGUCCAGAUCAAAGGGUUUUUCUCCCGCCUAGCCGCCGCGCAGAGAACGACGGGUGAGAGUGCCGCUGGGGCACAUCCUAUGGACGAAGAAGACGAGGAGUUGCUUCAAGAAGAGCUGGCAAGACUGGAGAAGAAUAGGGAGGAACAAGUACAUGAAGUUCUCUCCCAAAUAGCAUUGAAGCAUCCCAUCCAAUAUGAAGACCAUGACAUUUGCAGUCUGUCUAAGGCAGGAGCAUUGAUGCAAUUUACUGUAAAAGAGCUUAGCGCCAUAUUUUUCACUGCCUGUUCGCAGACUUACGGCCCUAAUUAGUCGACCUGAUAGCAUAGUAUCUAGCGCUACGCACAGAUACAAAAGCCUUGUAUUGCCACAAAAUGAUUUCUAGACCCUCUCCUAGAUCCUUCCUCUCCUAGAUCCUUUCAAAUCGCCAGGCCUAAAAUACGUAGUAUAAAGUAAUAUGUAUAUAGUAAAGAAAAAUAUGUGGAUAAUCAUUCAUCUAAGACUUAAAAUACAUACAACAAAGAGUAAUUUGGACAUUUGUUGCUUGGGGCAUACAGCUCGUAGAAAGAACCGACAAAGCUAUUGCCAACCUUUUUAAAGAGACGGUUCUUUUAUGUGAAAUUUUUCCACGACAUAUAUAAGCAGGCAGCUAACCACCCGGCAAAUGUUUUUUAUAGCGUCAGUCAUGCAAAGCCCUUUAAAACCACGCGGAUCUCGCAUUACAAAUCUUAUAACACUGACUAGAAGUUAUUUCUGGCUGUUACUGUUUGCUUGAUGAAGUUAGUUAACUGCAUAUAGCCGAUAGUUUUUCGUUUCAGAAUUUAGGAUAUUUUUUUAGGUGUAAAGAAUUGGUGGCUUUAAUACACAAACCAAUUUUACCCCACGGUUAUAGGCAAGAGAGUAUGGGAUCACAUUUUCCAUGAAUUGUUUUGGUAUAUACUAAACAUUCAGAGUUUAUUCACCAACAUGAAAGAGAUCAAAAAGUAUAAUUCAUUUUGCUCAGUCCUCUCUACCGGCGUGCUUAUGACUGUGCGGGGUUUCCUUUGCAGAACAGCUCCAUAGUUAGCUAAAAUUUGGUUUUGUCGCAAUACUCUAAAUCUAUUUUCAUAAAAACUUGGGUAAAUCAUUCAUUAUCUUUGUUUAGGUAAAUUUAAAGAGUAAUUCUGGGAAUAAUUCGAGCCAAGAGCAGUUUUUAGGCAAGUAAUUGAUGAAUUUCAGUGUGGAUUACAAAGUGUUCUUUUAUGUAAACAAAGUGCCGACUUGACCAAAUUGACCUUCUCGCUGCUUCGCACACAGCGGCAUACCCGAAGGUUUGACUUUAGAACCUUGGAGAUAAAGUUAUCAUCUGCAUAUGGAUGUAAUUUUUUAUUUCCAUUCCGGUCGAACAAACGCUAAUUUUGCUCCCGAACUUUGUUAUAAUUUAGUGCACUUCCGCAACCUGCACAGAGGGGUGGUUUUCAAGGCUGGUAUCUUAUCAACUAAGCAAUCAGUGAAUUUGACAUUUGUAUGUUUUUAUAAGUAAAGAUGAAUCAAACAAAUGGCGAAUAAAACGUUUUGCCAGCGCGUUUAGUUUUGAUACGGUGCAGUCCUAAAUAUUGUGAAAUUUUGGUCUUGAAAGGGAUGACAAAAUGAACCGGCUCGGCACAAGUAAGUUCGAGCUUCUAGGAAAGUGAAAAAAAAUUUUCAAAAAAGUAUUCCAUUUUUAUUAGUUCUGUAUCAAACCCUUUUGAUGUGCCAAGUUUCAGAGAAAUUGGUUUUCUGACCCGAAGUUUGACGGACCGCUCUUAGGGAGACUGCCACUUAAGAUCUGGAAUCGCAUCAUUAUUUAAAAAAGAUGUUUGAUUACACUCAAAGCAAAUGAUGUUCCUUUUUUGUUCAAAUGGACACCAGACUGAUGUAAACAGUCAUUAUUUAUAUCGUAAUGUUCUAUUAAUGAUGUAUUAUCAACAGCACAACUUUGUCUCAACAAUGUAUCAAUAUGUUUAAUUUUAUCAUUAAGUGUUUCGUCAUCAGUUCUUACUAUUCGUUCGGAUAUAGUUACCUUGGUAUUAGGCGAAGUUUUUACUACAAAAUUUUUUAGCGCCAUGAUAUCUUUGACAACCGUCUUUGCGCUGCUGGUCUUUAGGUCAUUUGUUCCGAUGUGCAGUAUGAUUUCGUCAGGCUUCUUUUCUAAAGUCAAACAUGUUUUUUGUGUGUAUUAAAGAAUGAAUGAUCGCCAUUUUGUAAGCGUGCCUGUCAAUUCUAUAUACAUAGUACAGUGGAGAAGUGCAAAAAUCAUUAGUUGUCAUGACAAUAGCGUGCAAAAGAAUGCAAAACCAAUAUGGUGGACUACAAACAACGAGAAUCCAUACAAAUACAGUACUAAAACGUAGUGUAUUUGGACUGAUCGUUUAUAAUAAUGUAAUGAUCUCUGAAAUUACAAUUAAAAAUAUCAUAAGGAAUUUAAGAAUUGCAGUGUAUUUAAUAACAGACCAAUUUCGGCAAACUAAACGCAGUGGUAAUAAAAACAUUCACAGACAACAACUACAAAUUUAUAGCUGUUUAUUUGACAAUUUUUCUAAAAUUGCACUUAAAGUCUGAAUCUUACCUUUCGCAUGUUAUUAAGUGUGACAUAAAUCUGCAUAGUUGAAAUUUAGGCGCAAAACAUUCAAAUCACUUAGGAAGUUCAGACAUUCCAACCUCCGAGUCCUCAAAACCGGGACACUUCCCAAUUUUCCCAUUUUAUUAUACGUAAACGCCUCCCUCAAAUAAAUGUUCUCAUUGAUGCGGUGUCUAUUUGGGUUAGUGUUAAAAUUGGCUGAGUUGAGUUUGAAUUAAACAAUAAAUUCACAGUGGAUGCUACAAAAACUAGACUAAGUUUUAUUACACUAACAUUGAAACCCAUAAGUAAUAUAACAUCUUCUCAACAAGCUUUAAUUUUGGUACUGUCUGGCAAAACUGUUUCGUUUUACUACUGGUCUUUUGAACUGUGAUCCUCAAGAGCCCACGAUUAUUGCGCCCGUUUCUGUUACGCUGCUUUACAGCACUUAGUUCAUGUAGCCCUGGCAAAAUGAAUAGGAAUUGAAAGCGAACCCUAAAUUGUCAAAACAACAUAUGUCACGAGAAUUACAAUGAUCGGCGACAAACUCGGCAAUUGUUUGGGGCAACUAGAAGCUCCCAUUUCAUUAACAUGUAUUGAACCAAACGAAUUUCAUUAAUAUUUGUCACAUGAGCCUUAUUUGAAGAAUACAACUAUUAAAAUACUACAGAAACCGGGACAAUAAGAAGAGAACCGGGACAACAUAGUCCAAACCGGGACAGUCCCGGGUAAACUGGGACAGUUGGAAUGUUUGGAAGUUACAAGCCAGCUAGCACAGACUACAAAGGUGACAUUAGGAAAGUUUAAUAAAUAUUACAAGACUGCGAUUUUGAUAAUAAUGGUGUUUAGCUUUAUUCAUCCAGAGACCUGUGGCUUUGCCAGAGGUAUUGCAUGGGAAAUAUCUAAAAAAAUUGACGAUGAUUGGAAAUUUGGCGACAGUGAUACCCGAACGAAGCUCAAGCAAUCUUGCCAAAUUACAGAGCGAUUCAACCGCUUCAAUGCUGUCUUCGCAUCUUACAAGGAGAAAUUCACAAUUGAUUUUAACGGAUUCCUUAAAAUUCUCCCCGACUUGCGGAAAAAAUUUGUAGGAUGGAGCCGUAAAAUACACAAACGGAACCAGUAUACCGCAAUGUUUAACAGCAAAAGCUGGAAAAAUUUACCUGCAACACAGCAAGUACAGCAUAAGUUCCAAAACUGCCAAGCAUGUCAAGAUCGGUUUGUCGGUGUGCAAGCUCUGUUUCCUGUCCAAUCAACGCGAUUCAUUAGCAGCACUCGCUCAGAAGCCUCAUCAAUACUAUCUGUUAUUGACGCAAGUAUACCCCAGCAUGGAAGCUCAAGAGGUUGAAGUAAAUGCAAAGCUGUAGAGACAGCCUGUGCAAUAUACCACAAGAUCAACCCAUCCUUUGAAAGCGCAUGUAACAUGCCUUUAUCUGCGGCAUUGGUAAACGUACAGGAGCUAAAUAUUGAAGAGAAAAAGACAAAAAAUGAAAAAAGGAAAGUGCUAAGGCAUCUUUAUAAAAAGUCCAAGCAGGCAACACAAGCUGAGUGGACUAAGAUGGAUGUUGUCAGGUAAUUGUCGAACACAAUACUAAUAUACAAACAGACUAAACAGUAACCAAGUCACGUACUUUUAAUAUAAAAAAUAAUAUAAUAUAGUAUAAUAAUAUAAUACAUUUUUAAAUUUUAAUAAAAUGAAAUAAAAUAAAUGUAAUAUCAAAAUAAUAAGUACCUAUUAAUUCAAUAAUAACGGUUAUAACUGUAAUUAUUAAAGUUGAAAAUAUUAAUGCUUCAGUACAAAAAUAUUUACUGUAUAUAUGACAAAAUAAAUAAAAUUUUGCUAUCAUUUAGAUGUUAUGGCAAUCGGCAGUCACUUGCAGCAAGACAGAGAGAAAGAUUGGCCAUGUGCUUUGAAAGCUUCGAGGAAGCAAAAUUUCGAAACGAAGUACAGGUAUCAAGUCAAAAGAAGUCAUGUUGGUAAUUUUGAAAAUAUACAAUGGGACAAACAGGCUCUGUUGGAGGAAGUGAAUGGCUACACGAACAGUACUGUGGUCAAUUGGUCAGAACUGGCACAACAAUACGAAGUGAAAAACAAGAACGGGGAAUUGGCAAAGAACGGUGGACAAAUUGUUCAAGAAUACAUCAAGUCCCAAGGUGUGGAUGUUUAAAAAUAUAAGAAGAUGGGACAAGCAGAUGGUGGUUGCAUCAGGAAAAGGAUGAAACGAAGGUGCUGGUGGGGAGAUUACUGUACCAUGCCAGUGACAAAUGAGUCAUUGAAGAAGAAGUUAAAUGAAAAAAUACUGUCAGGAGAGUAAAAUGUUGGAGAGCUUAUUGUUCCAUGACAAGUAGGUUUACUUAAUGAAUACCACAUUUAUAAUGAAAUUUAAUUUCCCCAAAGAUUUUGUUCACCUUGCCACCAGGUCAAGCCAGUCAUACCAAGGAUGGAAAUUAAUAUGUGGCCAUAGGCAGAUUUUGCUCUGGGGAUCGACGAGGGGUGUCCAAAAUUAAAGGGGGAGCUGAGCAAGGUGAUGUACCUCUGAGAAAAAAGCUGUGGCAGGGGUCUCAGGGGUACAUAAUUCACUACAUGUAAUGUGGGCAAGGUUGAAGGGGUAAGGUGCAUGAACAUAAAAUACUCAUGCAUGACCUCUUCAACCCAUUGAGUCACAUAUUGCGCCCUAAUUUAUUAUUAAUAUAUUAACACCGGAAAAUUUUGCUAAUUGUCAAAGGAAAGUGCUUUGGCACUAAAUGGAUUAUCUGACCUAUCUGGCCAUGUGUCGAUAGUAUUGAGUCACAUUGCGCCCUGAUGCGCCCUACUUUUUACUUUACUCUGUUGACUCCAGGUAAUUUUCCUCGUCAAGGGGAGAGCGAUGGCACGCUUCAUGGUUUAAUUAGCAAACAUACAGGUGAAAUGUGCCAGAACAAGUAUCACCUGCCUGGCCAAGAAUAAACUACAGCUAGUACACAAUAAAGAAUAAUAAUUAUAGAAUACACUAUAGCUAGUGUGCUAUGUGCAAUAUUUCAUACCUAAGUUUGGCUUCCUAUCACCUGACCAUGCCAAUUCAUCACUCAGUUAAUUUCAUCUUUCUUAAAUAUAGUACGUAAGUUUGUGCUUGAUAACAAUGGCUCCAUUAUCAAGACCCACUUCUUUGUUGAAGGCUGCAAAUGUCCACUGUGUGAAGUCAGGGAACAAAAACUAGAAGAAUUAAAAGAGUACAUGAGAGCAAAUACAGAUGAUAGCCUAGAUGCGAUGUCUAGUACAGAUAUUGCAGAAAGGCUGCAUAAGUUACACAAAAUGAAAGAUGGUGAGGAUGUUGAAGAAAUGAGACAGUGGCUCAAAGAUAUGGAGUGAACAAGGCAUCUCAUGAUCUGGCAUGAUUUAUCAACAGUGGCAAAUCAUUCAGAUCUUGUUGUAUUCAUGGUAGCCGGUUGAUAUGAUCCUGCUUGUUUUUAUACAGACAAUGAAUAUGAACAGUUGACAGGAAAAAGGAUGAGCACUCAAACAAAAGUGGAAAUGCCUAGUGUCUACAUAAUAGCAAGGUCUUCAUCAUCAGAUAAAGAGCAAUUGUGUUAUGUAGAAACUAGGCUAGAAUGCUUGCAAGAUCUGUCAGAGCCAUUAACAUCAAAAUCAUUGAAGUAAAUGACAAGAUGAGAUUUUUUCACGGCUAUACCCCUGCUCGACAGUACGAAUGUUGUCAACAGAAAGGAGGUAAUUAUUACUGUGCAAUCUGUGGAGCAAGUGCCAAUCGUGUCUAUGAGAUGGACUACGCUUUUCACUGCUCACAUAUGUCUCUAGCAGAUAGGCAAGACCUUGUAGUAAAAGGUCCAUAUGGAAAGAAAUAUUCUCUUCAGAAGAUAAAUAAGCCUUUCGAAGAUCUAACCAAGGAUGAGUUAAUUAGGGAGUUAUCUACUAGGGGCAUAUAUGAGGGAAACACCAAAGAGGAACUGCGUAACUUACUCAAAGAAGAGUUGCAUGGUGUUCAGCGGGUUCCGCUCUGAUGUAUCACAAUCCUGAUCUUCCGCUGGAUGAAAUUAACUGCAGCGAUUACGAGAUAUUGGGGUUUGAACCCCUCCAUGACAUCAGCCAUCACAUCGAGAAUAUUCUAACAGAGCUUCCUUCACACAUUCCUGAAAAGGAAGCUUCUGAAUUGAAUGCUCUUAUUGAGUUCUGCAUAGGGGGAAAAGAAACAAAAAGGGCCUUUGAUUAUCGAUGUGCUCUGAUGUUGAUUUCAAAUCAUAUCAGGGGCAAGAUAGGUUCACAGGCUCAAUUGUUGCUUGUGGAAAUUCAAGAAAUAGCAUACAAUUCAGAAGCUCAACGAACCCCAAAAUCAGUUCUUUGGAUGCAUAACCUCACUGGUACCAUGCAAUGCUGUGUUGGACAGUGAUUGGUUUUCAAUUGAAAAAAUUAACUGUACAUAAGUUGUAUGGGACAUACUUUCAUAACAUUACAUCACAUGCACCCAUCCAAAACCGCCUUAUUAGCAGUCGAUCUGCUAAUACUGAGGAACAAGAACGCAUAUUCAAUGCUAUCACAAACAUUACCCACACUACGUCUUCAUUUUGUGCAGACCAUAUCAUCUCGAAUAUACUGGUUUGUCUUCAAGCUGAGAAAGAUCUUUCAACAAACCAUAAUGUCCCUUCCGUUGAGAAGCAACAAACCCAUGUAUCCAAAUUAGCAUCUUCAUUGCCAAGCUUUCCCAACACAAUUAUACCCAGGGAUAUGCUAGUGAACCGUUCUUCAUCUUGGCAAGCACAUCUGGAUAGGAUAAGUGACUAUCUUUUAGCUUGGUAAAGGUGUUUGGUGGAAUGAAAGUGAUAAUGGUGACAUUAAUUUCUUUGAUGCAAAAGGAAAUGUUGAAUCAUCGGAAGCAGGCCCUUUGCUUCAUCAUUUUAGAUCCAGUUCAUUUAAGUCAGAAGAGUCAUACUUAAAAAAAUGCUGGCUAGAAUGUUUGGAGAAGUCUGAUCUUCCCAUCUUGCGAUUACAAAUAGAAGAUGGAAAUGGAAACAUGGUAGUUCAUCAACUUAAUGAUGCAUCAAACAACCCCAUUAUGUCACAGGUUCAAGUAAUUAGUGAUGACCUUGUGAUGGAGUGUCAAAUGAUAUUAAUGAUAGAAUGAUUGAUGUUGUCAGUGGGGAAAAUGGGGGAAAUUUGCUUUGUGGUGUAGUUGCUAAGGAUUUACCUGAGGUGGUUGGUCAUGCUAGUGGUGUUGUUGUGCAUGACAAGAUAGUUGAGGAUAGUGGUCAUGUUAAGGUUGCAUGUUGUGACAUUGUAGAUGCAGAUGGUGUAGGUGCAGUUUUGGGUGAUAGUGAUGUUUCAUUUGACAAUGAUGUUUCACAUGAUGGUGAGUUUGUAGGGGUUCAUGCUAUCACAAAUCAAUAUAAUGCAGUUACUGAUAUUAGUCUAUCAGCUGAGAGCUGAUUUUUCAUAAAAAUGUGUCACACACAGGGACCAAGUAAAAACCACAAAGUUUUUUUCUUUACUUAUUGGAAAUUAUAAAAACAUAUGAUGGACAAGUUAUUCGUACAGCCUUAUAACAUAUUUUCACUUCUAUUGAGUAAGUAUCUGCUGCCAUUUUGUUUUUUUCUUAAAAUAUUAUUAAUUUUUAAAAUAUUAAGUUUCUUCUUUAAACAUUUAUAAAUACUUUAUAAAUAUUUUUAUUGGACUUGUAUACUAAUUUCAAUAUAUCAUUUUACUGUACUUAUAAAAUUUUCACAUUUUAAUAAAGGUUAAAUGAAAUUGUAUUGUAUUGUUUAAUAUAGUUUCAAUAAUAUAUCGAUCUUCUAUAGCACACAAUAACGAUUCAAAACAUGUAUAGUGAUAAGAACUCACAACUUGACGCUUUUUGUGAUAGAAUUCAUUGAUUCAAAGUCGAAUUCAUGCCAGACAUUAUCUCGUUUUGAUAUUAUAUCUCUUGAAUUGAUUCGAAAUACGAAGUAAACAACUUUCCGCCAUCUUGAAAUGCAAAAAUCUACCCUAGAGCCCAGAUCUCAUGCCAGCGCAACAACAAAAAAGGUGGGAAUGUAUUUCAACAAAAAGUACAACAACAAAGUUUAUUUCACGUUUCAACAUAUUUAUUACAUGUAGUGUAUGACAUAUUGCCAAAAAGAAUUUGCAUUCGCUGUUGCGGUCACCCAGCCGUGGUCAUGUACCUACUGUAUUUCAUUAUUUACGUUUGUUUUUGUCCUGUCAUGCAAUGUACUGUUUCAUCGGCAAAGUUUAUAAAUUAAGACUCUGCAAUUGCUGCAGAUAAUUCAAUUCAAACGGUGUAUGAUUAUAUGUAAUGUAUAAUGCAUUUCCAAAAAAAGUUUUCACAAGAUCACAAGAUCAAGUUUUUAUAAGAUCAAGAUUGCGAUGGCUGAGCAUUCAAUUCAAUGUUGCAUUAUAUGUGGUGUAGGAGAUUCAGAUUUGAGUGAAUGCAGGGACGGUCAGUUCAUGGGAGACGUUCCUCCAUGCUGCACAAAUAAGAGGACACAAAAAACUCUUGGAUGUAACUGUCGGAGAGAAUGGCUUACCCGAAUUUCCUGUGAGAUAUCACCGUUCAUGUCGAGCAACUUUUACGCAUAAGAAGAUCUGUUGAAGCUUUCUAAAGUUCCUCCUAAACAGCUUUCUGAACCUCUUCCUCAGCAACAUUCAUCUCAGAGAAGGAGUUCACGAGAUACACUAAAGCCUAGUUCAGCCGUACUACCAGAUCGUUGUAUUUUCUGCAAAAAGGAUAAGUACAAGUCGAGAAGUUCCACAAGGGAGAAAAAAAGAAGUUGUAUGGCAUUUCGCACAGAUGAUAAAGUCCGAAGAAGUGCAAAAUUACACAUCAAAGCAUGCUCAGAGUUGAGUGUCAUUGCCCAAGAAGUGCUUGGAUUAUGCUGCAAAGACCUUAUUUCGAGUGAAGCAAAGUAUCAUGCAUCAUGCUAUAAACUAUUCGUCUGCAUUGCAUACUCAGAUAUGGAAAACGUGGACGCUGCAAAAACAGAUGAAUAUGUCGAAGACGCCAGCGGCGCUUGUAUUAACCAAGUUUAUGAAUCACUAUUUUCAUUUUGUUCUGAUUUAAUAAAAUCACCAAGAAUUGUUGAACUUAAAACUAUCAAGGAAUUAAUGUCCGCAGAGGCGGAGAAAAUUGGUGUUAAAGUUAUGCCAUCCCAAUUUAAAAAUCUCGUUCGAAAGUUGUCUAACAGAUUUAACUUAGAGCUUAAGUUUGCUUACCUGUCAAAUAACAAAGUUUUGGUCUACCCAAGCACAUUGAGUAUGGACGACGCUAUCUGUAGCAAUUACCAACUUAAGUGUGAAAUUGAUUCUUGUCAGAACUUGGAUAAGGAAAGCAAAGACAUUAUUAAAGUUGCCAAAAUUUUAAACAAUGAAGUUAAAGCAAUGCAACCACAGAUGUAUUGGCCCCCAAAAGAAGACGAUCUUAAACCAAAUAUGUUGCCGAAGUACAUCCCUCAUCUCUUGGAUAUGUUUUGUACUGUCCUGUUCUCGGGUGCAAGCAUGGAAAGUGAACGGAAGAAAAAUGAAAAGGUUGUUCGACUCUCUAACUCAAUUCGCCAAGACAUUAUUUAUAUCAUCUCUAAUGGAAAUAUCAAAACACCCGAAAGUGUUCUUUUCCCAGUGGUUGUUAAAUCGCUGUGUAACAAUACCGAAGUGAUUAGACUUAUUAAUCGUCAUGGCCAUGGAAUAAGCUAUGACCUUAUUGAGGAAAUUGAGACAGAACAUGCGUUGAAAGUCUUAAAUGAGCAGAAGGAGAUGCGAGUUGUCAUCCCUGAUGAAGCAAUGAAAUGUGAUAACUCACCUGUUUCGUUAAUGUUGGCUGAUAAUAUUGAUAAUUUGGAAAGCACGUUGACCGGUGCUGGCACUUCACACAGAGUGAAUUCUAUUCUCGUGCGAAAAAGGAGAUGUAUGGAAAAGGUCGUCGAUAGAGCUGAACCGAGGCAAGCAAAAAAGAGAUCCAGCUUUCUUCCAUUUCACUGAAAUCUUCACUUUCUUCUAUUUCAUUUCAUUUGUGUGGAGCAUCUCACUUUUCAUUUCAUUUGUGUCGAGCAUCUCCCGAGUUCUGUGCUUCUGUUUUAAGGUUGACAUCACAGCUGUCAACGGUGAGAAUGACAAUUCAUUGUUUAGCCAUUUGCUUCACUGUUUAAAAUUAUAUAACUUACAUCUUAGCGAUUCAAAGAAGAUAGAAAUCAUGGAAUUUUAAACAGUGUAUAGCUGUAUAAACAAUGAUAAUAGACCUGUAUAAUCGCGGGGACACAUUCUCAAUUGUGAAGUAUCCCUAAGGUUUAAACUGUAUAAAUACAGCAAUUCCUUGACUUUAGCAAUGUUUAUUGAUUGAAAUUUAGUGUUGUUAAGGCUGCUUUCAAGUUAAGCGUUUUUUCAUAUGCGUGCGUGCGUACAUGCAUGGAAAAUUUUUAACCAUUUAAAAUUUCUUAUAAAAUAAUCAAAUGAAUAAAAGGCCUGCAUUUAGUUCUGUGAUCUAUUUAAAGGCUCAGUUGUUGAGGUAGGUAGAACUUAAAUAAAAUUUAGAAAGGUUUAAACUUUUCUGUAUGUAUACGUGUGAAAAAUACAGCCUUUAUUCAGGGGAAAAACGAAAACGUAACAUUUUGACCUUGAGCACAUGGUAACAUUGUUUCGAUAAUUACUUUUAUUAUAUACAUACCGUAAUAUUCACUCGGUAAGUGCCAAGUUAAAACUCAUCUACAACGCAUUGCAUAAUUGAGACGAUGUUCCUCACAUGUGAAAAAAAUCGUCCGACCAAUCAGAGAUCACGGACGAUUUUUCUCACAUGUGAAAAAAAGUAUCGAAUUUUCCCGCCAAUUACAGGCCAACGCUUUGUUCAGUCAAUCGCUUCGAAAUAUUAAUGGCUUCCCGUUUUGCAGACCUUGACAUUUCUGUCAGCAAAUUCAACGAACAACAGGAAAAUGAAAACACAAAGAGAAAAACUGAACAAAAAUCUAUCAUUAUUAAAUCAGUUUCUUGGUACCAAGAAUGAAACUAGAAGCAUUGAGGACAUUCCUUCUGCAGAAUUAAACCUUUACCUGAGUGAGUUUAUAAUUAAGGUUUGUACAAAACAAAAUAAGGAUUACGAACCAAAUUCCUUGUGCAGUAUGGUAGCCAGCUUCAAAAGAUGUUUAAAAAAGAAAAACUAUGGUUUAAAUAUCAUGAAAGACCUACAGUUUCAAGAGACUCGAAAAGCUUUGCUUUCAAAACAAAAGGAUUUAAAGCAACAGGAAAAAGGAAAUAAACCGAAUGCUUUGUCUGCUCUCAGCGAAGACGACAUAGCUGUUUUGUAUGAAAAAGAGUUGCUGGGCACAUCCAGUCCCGAUGCUUUACUGAACACUCUUUGGUUCAACAAUACAAUACACUUUGGAUUACCUGGCUGUAAAGAGCAUCGCAAUAUGACUUGGGGCGAUGUGAAAUUACAUAAAACGGUCUGUGGCGAGGAAUAUUUGGAAUACAGCGAAAGGCAAACGAAAACAUGCUCGGGGCAAGACACCAGAGAUGUGCAAAAAGUAACUCCAAGAAUGUUUUCUCUACCAGGAAAUGAAAGAGAUCCUAUUGCAGUGUAUAAAGUUUUUGCAGAAAAACAUCCGGCAGAAAUGGACAGCGACAAUAGCCCAUUUUUUCUUGCUGUAAACAAUUUAAAGAAACCUGAAUCUGUUUCAUGUAAAGCUCAAAAAAGCCCCAGCCAGGGUUAA